CCAACAUCUCGGGGAGAGGGUAAUCUCUGCGAAGCGUGAUGGCGAAAGUGCUGCUGCUAAUCGGUACGCUGGCUUGCGUUGCUUCGAUGCAGCGGUGCAGUGCGACGGAUCACCUGCCGCCCGAUCAACGCCAGCUAGAGGAGCUGUUUCCACUAACGAUCAUACACAUGAACGAUCUUCACGCGAGAUUUGCAGAAACCUCGGAACGAUCGUCCAAGUGCAAGGCGGCGGAGGAAGGCGACACCUGCAUUGCGGGCAUUGCGCGCGUAUUUCACACGGUGCAGGAGCUGAGAAAGCGCCACCGCAAUGCACUGUUCUUCAACGUGGGCGACAACUUCCAGGGUACGAUCUGGUACAACUAUCACCGGUGGCGGGUGGUGGCACGAUUCAUCAAGCUGCUGCAUCCAGAUGCGAUGACACUUGGCAAUCAUGAGUUCGAUGAUGGACUGAAGGGUUUGAGGCCGUACCUGAGCGCACUGGCAAAGAAAGACAUUCAAACGGUAGCGACGAACCUGAUCCGCUCUACGGAUCCAUUCCCAGCCUUGCCACGAUCCGUUACUAUCGAGCGAAAGGGACGAUCGAUUGGCAUUAUAGGUGUGAUUGCGGACAAAACGCAUGAACUUUCCAACACCGAAAGCAUCACGUUCUCCGACUCGGUGGCAGCGGUACGCGAAGAAGCAGCCGCCCUGAAGAAGCGGGACGUGAACAUCAUCCUCGUACUGUCGCACUGUGGCCUGGAGGUGGACAAGCGUAUCGCGCUGGAAGCGGGUGACGAUGUGGACGUAAUCAUUGGUGGCCAUUCGCAUUCGUUUCUGUUUCCGAACGCGUCCAGCAAACCGCACAACCAGCAAGACACCAUCCUGGGCGACUAUCCUGUGGUUGUGAGCAAUGCGAAUGGGCGAAAGAUUCUAAUUGUGCAAGCGUAUGCCUACGGUAAGUAUGUAGGCCGGUUGACGACGUACUUCGAUGCGCAAGGCGAAGUGCAACACUGGGAAGGGUUCCCCGUCUAUCUGUCCAACAGUGUGCCGCAAAGUCCGGUGGCACUGCGCAUUCUUGCACCGUACCGCAGACAGGUGGAAGCUUACGGUGCAACCAAGAUUGCCCAAACUACGGUCGAUCUGGUGCAGGCAACCUGUCGGCUGGGCGAGUGUAGUCUGGGAUGUUUGGUGGCGGAUGCCAUUGCCGAUUACUACACCAACCAUACCUUCCAUCCCGUAGCGAUCAUCAAUGCGGGAAACUUCCGAUCUCCAAUACCGAAAGGCGACAUCACGAAUGAAGAAGCGAUCGGUGCGAGCCCGUUCUCGAACACGGUCGAUCUGCUGACGCUGCGCGGUGACGCACUGUGGCAGCUCGUCGAGCACUCGCUCGUGUGGGACAGCGUGAAGCGGCUGAACGUGGCCCAGGUGGCGGGAAUGCGCGUGGUGGCCGAUCUCGAUCGUGCGCCGUACGGUCGGGUACUGUCGAUCGAUGUGCGCAACCUGAACGAUGGUGUAAGCUACGAACCGUUGAAUCGCACCGCAAGCUAUCGGGUGGUGACGAUGUCGUUCAUUGCCACCGGUAAGGAUGGAUUCCGGUGGGCGUUGGAGCGAUCGGAGCGGCAGAUCGGUCCGCUCGAUUCUGAUACGUUCAUCCAGUAUCUGAAGAAGCUGAAGGUGGUGAACGAAAGCAAUCUCGUCGGGGGGAGAAUGAUACUGAACGGUACGGUCAAAUCGUAGCAGUAAAGGUGUAAGGAAAAUUACCCUUCAAAAAGCAUUUGGAUUUUAGUGAAAAAAUCAUUUAUAAAAUGUAGAAAAAAAAAUCACAUAAAAAGCAGACUAAGGGAGUAUUUCUUCCAGCUAAAAAGCUGUACCAAGCGUCGCGAUUACAUCAUGCACGUGAACAGACACACAGCUGUAUAAAUAGCAAAUAAAUAUGCCGCAUUGUUUGAGUGGAGCAUUUCAAUAGAAGCUGGCCGUUUUGCUGCUAGCUCGGUAUUGCCGAUUAAAUCAACAUUUGUUCAGUAAAUUGCUGAUCGCGCUGUGGGAAAGCCGAUUGAGAAUUGAACAACAUC
Messenger RNA from Anopheles merus, 2050 nucleotides. Its product is annotated as apyrase-like. The coding region runs from base 39 to 1715 and encodes 558 amino acids. Gene Ontology annotation, biological process: AMP catabolic process. The record is from RefSeq and is a predicted model, not a curated record. Lineage: Eukaryota; Metazoa; Arthropoda; Insecta; Diptera; Culicidae. Gene Ontology annotation, cellular component: plasma membrane. Gene Ontology annotation, molecular function: 5'-nucleotidase activity; metal ion binding; nucleotide binding. The transcript has 6 exons.